AGCGUCUACUCUGAGGUCAAUGACAGAGAUAGUAAGGGAUCUGUUAUUUGUAGAGUCCGAAAACAGUACUGAAGAGCAAAUUCCUCUGGAUUUUCUCAACCGAGCGGCGGGUACUAUGGUCACAGGUGUGUCGAAUAUCCUUAAAGCCUCGGAGGUGAUGGCUUUGUCGGAACGUAGAGGAGGAACCACUGCCUCUUCCGACUUAGAAGCGAGCAAGGCCGCCACGACCCUCGCUUUUCAGGCACUGGACUUGUUGGGUGACGUCAUACUGAAUGCAACGAUGUCUGAGUUAACAGAUGAAGACGUGUUCGCUGAUUAUAACACUUCCAAGGUGCAUUUAAGGAUUCAGCGACAAAACAAAACUGACUCGGAGGAGAAAGUGUACCUGGUUGAGGGGAUAAGUGACUCGUUAGUUCGCAUUCCAUCAGUCGCUUCACUGGUGGGAGACAAGUGCACUGUGGAAGAGCCAGUGGAAAUACAGUUCUUUGAGGCCAACUUCAACCCAUUCGAGUACUCCGAAAACUCGUACGGAAUCCAGUCCGAUGUUAUCGGCCUCCAGGUCAGCUGUAGGGGCGAGACGAUUUCCAUCUCAGAUCUGGAAGAGCCGAUCGACAUCCUGACACGAAGGGCGCACGACGAGGGCCUCGACAAUGUGACGUACAUCUUCUCUGAUUCGGCGGAAUUGGGGAAUAUUUCGUCGUUCCGGUUUUAUGCGAAGAGGGAAUUUUCAUCUCUCGGCUUCAGUCUUGUCGUCAACACUGAGAACAGUUCGAGCAACUGGCAACCCGCGACGCUGUAUCUAAACAAGCACGAGCCGCCGACAACGGAUACACACGGAUGGUCAGUCACCCUGCCGCUACCAGAUGAUCAGCUUUUUACUAUUAAAAUAAUUAACGAACGCUUUCAGGUUGGUUCGUUAUCAAACAGUACCCACAUCCAUUGCCGAUGUAACCACCUGACCAAGUUUGCUGGUUUUGUGUCGCCAAAUCCACUCUACAUUGAGGAAGUUCUAGACCUCGGCUUCGUCGCGCUAAACGAAAACCCGGUGGGACUCGCCCUGGUUCUUGCUGUUUUCGCCUCCUAUCUGUUUGGCCUCCUGGGCGUGAGGAAAGCUGAUAGAAAGGACCAAACGAAGGUAGGACUUUGGCUGCUACCCGGCCACAGACUGAACCCGAGGAAGGACUGUCAGUACGUGGUUACUGUGUACACCGGACUGCGGGGAAACGCUGGCACCACUGCUGAUAUUUCCAUCUCCUUAUACGGCUUUACGGAGUACAGCCCCCCGAUCGUACUGAGAGACUCCAAGCGGUUUCUGUUUGAGCGUGGCAGUGUGGACUCCUUCCUGGUCUCCAUAGAACAGCCUGUAGGGCCACUGACUCAUCUGCGUGUGUGGCACAACAACGCAGGGUACAGCCCUGCAUGGUUCCUGAGUCAAGUGGUUAUACUCAACAGAGGGACGAACGAAACAACCUAUUUCUUGGCAAACAGGUGGUUUGGUGUCGAUGAGGAUGAUGGGCAGAUCGACCGCAUGAUUCCCUCGGCUCCACCGGAGGAAAUGACGAAGUUUCGCAACGUCUUCUGGGCUAAAAGUUACAGGGACAUGAGUGACGAUCACCUGUGGUUCUCUGUCGCCUUCCGCCCGGCCCGGAGCCCGUUUAACCGAGUCCAGCGCCUGUCCUGUUGCCUGGCUCUGCUCUACAGCACCAUGCUCACCAACAUCAUGUUCUUCGGCCGCGGGGACGACUUCGACCCGCCUGAACCGAUCAGAGUGGCUGGGGUGGAGAUCAGGCCUCCUAUCUCACUCCCCGAGUUGAUGAUCGGCAUACAGAGUGCACUCAUCAUUCUCCCCGUCAAUAUCUUGAUCGCUCUUUUCUUCCGCUACUCCGGAAGAAACACACCAACAGCAAGCAACGACGAGAAAUCAAAAUCUCAGCCGGCCAGCCGUACCCUGGAAUCGGCUGACGUCCCUGUCUUGGAAUCUUCGAAGAUGGAUCGUACAAGGGGAGAAAUUUCUUCCUCCAAUCAUCCAAACACUCCGUCCUAUUUUUGCCCGACCAACAGACCGGCUAUCGGCAUGGCCGUGAGAGAAAACUUUGUCCCAGAAAGCGGCAUGCAAUCGUCUACUAGGAUCGACCACAGCUCGAGAAAGGAUGAAAAUGAGAAAGCCGGUUCGGCAAAAAAGUUUUCCCUGCCCUCGUGGUGUGUGUUCUUAGGUUGGCUGCUUGUCUGGUCCGCGAGCUUCGUGGCCGCCUUCUUCACCAUCCUGUACUCGCUCAGCUUCGGUCCGGCCAAGGCGGAGGCCUGGGCCGUCACCUUCCUCACGUCAUUUUUCACCGACAUGCUGCUGAUCCAACCCGUCAAGCUGGUUCUGGUGGCGGUCGUGUUUGCCCUGCUCUACAGGAAACCAGUAGAGGAAGAGGAUCCACUUGCCUCACCUGUGGCGGAUGAUGAGGGAUUACUGCAAAACGAUGCUGAGGUAACCGUGUGGAACAGCGCAACAGGUUGGAUGCGGUACAUGGGUAUGAACCGGGCUGCGAAAUAUACUGCCGGGACCGAGUCUCCGGGCCACGAAAUGUCCACAUCACCGCCGGACGAAUCCACCUUGGAAGAAGUGAGAGCCAAGACCGCAGAGAAACGCAAACGCCGUAACGCCGUUCUGGAGGUGUUGGUGUUCGGACUGUUCUUUGCGGUCAUCAUGCUCAUAGCUUACGGCGAUAGGAGUCCGCUGGCCUUCCACAUGACACAGAACGUGAAGGAGAACAUCAUGGGAGGACAGGACGACAUUCCAGAUAUUAAAGACAUCCCAUCAUUCUGGGAGUGGGUAACAGACGGUCUGAUUCCUGCCACACACUCGGAGGAAUUGUACAACGGAGAAGCCACGUAUGACGACAUGGUGCUACCGGACAUGUUAACCCAUCAACUCGGCACGACACAGCUGAGACAAGUACGGCUGGUACCUGAUACAGGAGACUACAUUGAGGGUUGGGUCCCAUACAAUAAUACCUUCUACUCUAAUGAUACCUCCAACUCCACGGAGCCUGAACCGGCUGUGUGCCCUUCGCUGACGAAUCUAACGUUAGACAUGCCUAGACUUGGGGAUUGUCUGACAGGAAAUACGACAUGGGAAUACACAUUUGCCUCCGUCAGCGACAGCUUUCCGUACGUCGCAAAACACGGCACCUAUCUCAGCGGGGGUGGAUACUCAACAACUCUUGGGACGUCACGGGAAGCGAGCGAAGCAACGGCGGCGUUCUUACAGCACCACAGCUGGCUGGACGAGCGAACGCGAGCCGUUUUCGUGGAGCUGAUUCUCUACAACCCUCACGCGAACCUGUUUUCUGUGGUAACGAUCGUGGUAGAGUUUACUCCGCUUGGAGCUGCCUUUACGAGUGGGGAGGUUGUGACUCUGCGGCUGAUUCAGCGGGACGCCCUACUCCUGCUGGCGUUCCGAGUUUUGAUGGGGAUGUUCUUGGUGUUCUUUACGGCAAAGGAAGCACACAACGUGAAUAUUUAUUCAAAUCCUGUUAUUUCAGUCAAAAAGAUCUACUCGCGUCCGAUUCAAUACCUGAGUGACUUCUGGAGUUGGGUGGAGCUUCUGGUUAUUGCCAUCGGUUUUUCCGCUCUUGGCGUCUACCUCAAAGCUCAGUACAUCAUAGAUGAGACGGCGGAGCAACGAGCAUCUCCUGUCUUUGAGCUCUACAAAAGUGUAGCCAACUGGUACGGAGUCUACACGUACCUUUUAGGUUUUCUCAUCUGUUGCGUGACGCUGAAGUUCGUUCAGCUUCUUCGGUUUAACUCGCACGUUUUGUCUCUGACUAUGACGCUCAAGAAGUCCUUCAAACCCGUGAUGCAAUUCUGCGUCAUCGCUUGCAUCGUCCUUAUGGCUUUCACACAAAUGGGUAACCUUCUGUUCGGUACGAAGAUUCAGGGUUACAAGAACAUACUGUCCAGUCUUGCGAGUUUGUGCACUAUGAUGUUGGGUAGUUUUGACUUCGAUGCUAUCGUGGAGGGACACGCAAUGCUUGGCCCCCUGAUGUUCUUCUCGUACCAAUUCAUGAUGCAGUUUGUGUUACUGAGUAUGUUCAUGACUAUCAUUAUGGAUGUGUAUGCGGAGGAAAGUCUAGAUCCAAAGACAGAAAAUUUACAGAUAGUAACCUUCAUCAGGGAUACCACUUCGGUAGCUGUGGGUAACGCAGGUCGUGCUAUUGUUACGGCAGGAAAGAGAACGAUGUAUAGAACUAGCUAUGAAGUACAAACUCCCGAUCCGAACAAAAAUCAGGGUAAAAUUGCGUGCAUGCUUUGGGAACUUAAUGACCCACACAGGAUUUAGCUUCCGGAUCAGCACAUUUUCUGUGUAUAGAUCUGGAUCUAAUUCUAGAUCUAGAUCUGGAUCUAAUUCUAGAUCUAGAUCUGGAUCUAAUUCUAGAUCUAGAUCUCGAUCUAAUUACACCCGACCUUUCUUAUGUCUCAGCCAAAGGU
Branchiostoma belcheri (Belcher's lancelet) is the source of this 4479-nucleotide messenger RNA. Its product is annotated as polycystic kidney disease protein 1-like 2. Bases 20 to 4330 code for a protein of 1436 amino acids. Gene Ontology annotation, molecular function: protein binding; calcium ion binding; calcium channel activity. Gene Ontology annotation, cellular component: membrane. The record is from RefSeq and is a predicted model, not a curated record. The transcript is spliced from 23 exons. NCBI's taxonomy places the organism in Eukaryota, Metazoa, Chordata, Leptocardii, Amphioxiformes, Branchiostomatidae. Gene Ontology annotation, biological process: detection of mechanical stimulus.